This is a messenger RNA of Mycena citricolor, 1722 nucleotides long. The record is from the annotation of a GenBank genome assembly. Lineage: Eukaryota; Fungi; Basidiomycota; Agaricomycetes; Agaricales; Mycenaceae.
UUCAGCCAUGAUACGGCGUGGAAGUAAUGCACGUGCCGUGGCUUGCGUGACGCGCCCGAAAAUGUCACAGCACGCAGCCAAUGACCAGACUGACGGCGCACUUCCCCAACGAACUAUGGAUCGCCAUCUUCUCGCACGUCGAUCGUCUCUCACUGCGGGCCCCGCACCUGGCAUCGCGGCUCUUCCAUGACCUCGUCCACCCGCUCCUGUUCCACACCGUCGACUUCCACCCGUUCCGGGCCUCGACCAAGGGCACGACGAUGGUGUACAACGCGUUCGCCGGCCAGCACGAGGUGGUGAACAACGUGCGGCGCUUCGAGGCGAUGUGCGCGGACCCGGGCGUCGCCCCGCACGUGCGCCGCUGCGCGUUCUCGUCCUUCCAUCGAUCGACGGUCGACCCCGCGCCGGUGCACCGCGCGUUCUUCACGGCCUUCAUGCAGCUCGUGCGCAUCCGCCACCUCGAGCUGUUCCACGUGCGCAUCGACGCGCACGCGCUGCGCGCGCUCGGGGCGUUCGAGCUGCUCGGGAGUGUGCGCGUGACGGGGUGCGAGCUGCGCCUGAGCGAUGGCGAGGCGGAGGGGCUCGCGGGGAGCGUGCGUGUGGAGAGCAUGGCGUGUGCGAUCGGGGGGACGCCGGAGUACGUGCGUGGGGCCGGCGGGCACCGGUGGGUGCAGGUGCUCGACCGGACUAUUCUUGAGGCGCUUGUCAUCCCGUUCUUCGAUCCCACGGUGUUCUUCGAGCAGUGUGUGUCGGAUCCUGUGGCGUGGCUGAUGCCCCGUCUGCACACGCUCCGUGUGUCGCUGCGGUUGGACUGGGGCUUGUUGCACGCGUUUGCCGCCUUCAUCCCGCAUCUGCGCACGCUGGAGCUGCACGAGUGGCCCGCUGCACCGCCGGAGCCUGGAUCAGAGCUGGUACUGCUGAGAGGGAUCGAUUCAUACGAGGGCCCUCACUGCUGUCUGCCGCACUUCCCUGCCACAGCGUCCCCGACAAGGCUCUGCAUCGUGGCCUCUGACUCGGAUGCGGUGCUGCGCAGUCUCCAGGAGACGUCUGCGCAGUUGGUCGGGACGAGGACGUUGCUCCUUUCGGCCCAUAUCAUGCAGCCUGACGUCCUGCAGCAAUGCCUUGUGUUCUUCCCGUCGCUGCUUGAGCUGCAUCUCAAGGUGCACGACAUCUCGUGGCUGGCGAUGAUCCACCCGAUCGUGAACGUGCAUACCUGCGAGACAUUCCUCACGGAACUCGCGCAUCCGCAGUCGGAAUUCUGCCGUCACCGCUCCCUGGAGAAGUUCUGCUUCGUCUGGAACACGGUCGGCCGCUACGCACUGACCUCGGACCGCGACGGCGACGACUCGGAUGCGGACGACGAGGGCGAGGACGACGUGCUGUUCCAUCCGAUCCGCCUCGACAUGGCGCGGGCAUCCAGGGUCGCGUUCGCGGACCGCCUGCCUCGGCUUCGGGCGUUGUGGAUCCGGAACCCCGUGUCCGAUUACCUGUGGACGACGGACUGCGUUGGCGAUCGGUAUCGCGAUGCAGCGCUCCAGGUCAAUGAAACGGCCAAGCCGCUGACUUCGAGCUGGAUGCAGGACAGCGGGCAUCCGUACGCGGAACGGUUUUUACUUGCUUGAUUUGGUUGGUUUUGUAUCAUGAUUCCAAUCGCAAGAUACCGUGAUACCUGGGUAGCCGUCCUGUCCUACGAACACAUUUCAUUAUCCUCUAAAGCUAUGA